GCUUUUCAAAACUAUAUAAAACCCCUCAUUGCUUCUUCUGAUACUUUCUUCAUCAAAAUCUGGGCUUCCAGAGAAGGUAACUGCCGGCGUGAAUUUGGCCGGAAUCUGCUUGCGGGGAAAGAUUUGAGUUAACUGUGGUAGUGUUUGGCUGAGAUCGAAGGGGUUAGGGAAGAGAGAACUGUAGAAAGAAGAUUGUAGAUGGGGAAGAAAAGGAAGUCUGUGGCGACGAGCCUCGACGAGGUUGAUCGAACCAUGUACUCUACGUUUUGCAGCGCCGCCAAUUCGCUGUCUCAGCUCUACACGCAGGCCAUGAACCAGCAAAAGCUCUCCUUUCAAGUCGGUGAACGACAUGGAUUGGAAAAACUUUAUGAAUGGAUUUUGAGACAACAAGAGGGAGGAUCAAGAGUGACUACAGUUGACAUACUCACCUACCUGCAGGCUGGGCUGGACUAUUAUGGAGAGGAGCCAUCAAUGUCACCCAGAGCUCCCAUCCAGAAUCCGCAGUCACAACCCAUGACACAUUUAACAAACUCAGGCUUCCUGGUCUCUUCUGGAUCAUCUGAAACACCGGCUACUUUGCAGGGAUUUCGGUCUGAGCACAAUGAUCAGCAGCCCAAGAAUUAUGUUUUCUCAAAUGCCCUAUCAAGCCCUGUUCGUCGAAGUCUUCAGAACUAUCAUAUUGGUCAGGGAGGCUACCCUGUGAAUGUUGUUCAGCCCUCUACAAAUGGAGUCCAUAGCAAUGAAUCCCAAGUCCUUCGACAACAGAACAGGGCUUCUGAUCCUGUCAAUUCCAAUGAUUCCUCCAUGGACAUGCAUGCAGAUAGUCCAGCUCAUGAAUCUACUUACUGAAAAAUCUGAAAUAUUCCGUGUCCCAAGUUGCUUGCCAUUUGCUGGUCAGAAGUCUUGCAAGAGCUGUUUCAGUUCUGUUGCUGUGUUGGUUGCUUGCAGUUGUUACAACAGAAGAGAAAGCAAGGUUGAGAUGGUUACUUCAUACAAGAAUAAAAAAGUGAGGGUGGUGAAUUGUGGAAAUGUGACAUGAGAAGUAGGUAUAGUGUGUGUUCUCAUAGGGCAGAAUGCGAUAUGAUGAGCACGAAACCUGUCAAGUGGAGUCUUGUUCUGUUGAAAAAUUCUGUUUGUUUGGGUCUUCUAGCUUUAAUGUUUGUUAAUGAGUACUCUGUGACUUGUGCUAUACAUUCUAAAACUAUCAUAAGUGCUCUAUGUACUCUGAUUUAUACUACAGGUUAUAGUUAUUUCGUUAUUGGUUUAA
This is a messenger RNA of Cornus florida, 1267 nucleotides long. RefSeq lists its product as uncharacterized. The coding region runs from base 199 to 849 and encodes 216 amino acids. The transcript has 3 exons. The record is from RefSeq and is a predicted model, not a curated record. Lineage: Eukaryota; Viridiplantae; Streptophyta; Magnoliopsida; Cornales; Cornaceae.